This is a messenger RNA of Rhinichthys klamathensis goyatoka, 1598 nucleotides long. RefSeq lists its product as uncharacterized. Bases 36 to 1598 code for a protein of 520 amino acids. The transcript is spliced from 3 exons. Lineage: Eukaryota; Metazoa; Chordata; Actinopteri; Cypriniformes; Leuciscidae. The record is from RefSeq and is a predicted model, not a curated record.
AAUUUAUUUAAUUUUUUUUUUUUUUUUAAAUAGCCAUGAAUGAAAUGGUUAUUGAAGUGAAUGGGCUCCCGGACAACUACCCUGAAAAUAUGAUGAUUGAUAAAUUAACCAUGCACUUUCUGAGGCGCAGUAACAAAGGAGGAGAUGUUUUAACAGUGGUUUAUCCCACCUCCAACAAAGGCCAGGCUUAUGUAGUCUUUGAAUCAGCUGAAGUACCAGGAGUCUUGCAACACACUCAUGUUUUGAUUGUGGGGAGUCAGUUUUAUCCACUGGACAUUAAAAAGGUGCAUCGUCCUCAGCUGGAUAUGCCAGCCGAAGCAUUCCUCGAUAUGAACAUGUUCUCCAGUCACAGCAAAAUCCAAGAACUUCUUCAUAGCCAUGGCUUUCAGAUGUCAAGGACCAGUCCAGGACAGCUGCAUUUGCAGGGUUCCUUUCUCCAGCUAAAACUUAUUUAUCCCAAACUCGUGCAGUUUCUGGCUCUAGAAACCCUCCCUCAAAGAGGAACACCUUCACAUUACACUAAUGGCUCCUCCUCUGACUCUGUUUCCAGAGCUGAAAAAAGUGACUCCAGUGACUCCAGGCGCAGUCACAAUUAUGGCAACUCAGUGCAUUCUGAGGGCAGAAGCACAUCUUCAGGAAUAACCUCAAGAUCCCCAGAGUACCAAUACAGGCAGAAUGCCUCUCUAAUGGAUAGAAGCUCCAGCACAGAAAGUCCCUUUAGCAGUCCCUCCAGGAUCUAUGAGGAUUCCCGCACAAGCGUUCAGCAGCGGAAUCCUUCGUCUCCCAGGCAGACUGAGAUUUCCAUCCAUGUGGAACUAGAUGUGUUGAAAUACACAAUGCUCUUUAAGGAAGAUUUGAUAAGUAAAAUUAAAUCAGAUCACCACACUCAUAUUAAUCAUAAAGAAGAAUCAGGGGUUGGUAUGGUUAAACUCUCGGGAGGAAACUUUAGGGAAGCAGCUAAAGAAUUGUCUGCAUUGAUGGAGGAAAUCACUAAAUCUCUACGCACACAAGAAAUAGACCUGAAUGUAUGUGACGAAAGUCAGAAGAGAGACAUUAUUCAGAAUGCUUACACAUUCCAAAAGAUUUAUGACGUUUUAAUUAGACAGGAAGAUAACGUUAUAAAAGUAGUGGGAUCAUCAAAAGACAGUUAUGACGCAAAGCAAAAGCUUCUUGGACUGGAUGUUGACAUUGCACCGCCUAAAGGCAUGGAGAGGAACAAAUUGCGACGCAGCAGCUCUUUGCCAAGACAAAAAACGAAGGCCAGAAUGGAGAACCUAGACGUAGGUCAGAUUGCUGCUGUGUGCUCUACUGCUGUCAGUAGCUCAUCUGCCUCACAUUCCCAAAAGGACUUUCAAUUGCAGCGAGAAGUUCAACAGGAAAGAGGUCGCCAGCCCUCUAAAUCCACUGCACAACGCAGGUCACAAAGCAGCUCUCGAUUACAACACAAAAAUCAAAACCAAGAACCUUCAACUUAUGUUCAGCAGGAUUUGACACCCUCUAGUGGAGCUCAGACAUCUAAACAAGGGCCAACUCCUACAUUUAAAGCUCCUCUAAUGCCUGAUAAAAGAAAAAACUUUUUCAAAAUCAAAAGAAAAUAA